Molecule: messenger RNA, 2758 nt
Organism: Platichthys flesus (European flounder)
Lineage: Eukaryota; Metazoa; Chordata; Actinopteri; Pleuronectiformes; Pleuronectidae
Gene: srm
Product: spermidine synthase
Exons: 8
Coding region: 70-939 (289 amino acids)
Biological process (GO): spermidine biosynthetic process
Cellular component (GO): cytosol
Molecular function (GO): spermidine synthase activity
Source: RefSeq, a predicted model, not a curated record
CACACCGCCGCCGCAGAGAAACACACGGAGGAAACUGUGCAGUUGUACUUGUGGCUGUCGGCUGCAGUUAUGGACCACAUUAAAGAUGGCUGGUUCACAGAGCUGUGCACGCUAUGGCCGGGCCAGGCAAUGAGCCUGCAGGUGGAAGAGGUGCUCUACCACAAGAAGUCCACGUUUCAAGAUGUCAUGGUUUUCAAGAGUAAAACCUACGGUAACGUCUUGGUGCUGGAUGGUGUGAUUCAGUGCACAGAGAGAGAUGAGUUUGCCUAUCAGGAGAUGAUUGCCAACCUCCCGCUGUGCAGCCAUCCUUGCCCUAAGAAGGUUCUGAUUAUUGGCGGCGGCGAUGGCGGCGUGCUGAGAGAAGUGGUGAAGAAUCCACUGGUGGAAUCGGUGGUGCUGUGUGAGAUAGACGAGGACGUCAUUAACGUCUCAAAGAAGUUCCUCCCGGGGAUGGCCAAAGGGUUUUUCAACCCCAAGCUCACCCUUCAUGUUGGAGAUGGCUUUGAGUUCAUGAAGCAGAACCAGGAUGCCUUCGAUGUCAUUAUAACUGAUUCCUCAGAUCCAGUCGGCCCAGCUGAGAGUUUGUUCAAGGAGUCUUACUAUCAGCUGAUGAAGGCAGCUUUGAGAAACGGUGGAAUUCUUUGCUCCCAGGGAGAGUGUCAGUGGCUCCAUUUGGAGCUGAUAAAGGAGAUGCAGACCUUCUGCAAGACCCUGUUCCCUGUGGUGGACUAUGCCUACAGCACCAUCCCAACUUAUCCCAGCGGCCAAAUUGGAUUCAUGCUGUGCAGUAAAAAUCCUGAAACUAAUUUCAAGAAACCCGUGAAAGCUCUGGUAAAAGAAGAAAUGGAAAAUAUGAACCUUAAAUAUUACAACCCUGAGAUUCACAAAGCAUCAUUCGUCCUCCCGGAGUUUGCAAGAAAGGUACUCUGUGAAGCAUGACCAGCAGUGACAGACCACCAUGUUCAACCUCUACCUGACCCUCAGACGACAGAGAAACACCCUUUUUCUACGGCCUCUCCACCUCCUCAACACAGCUCAACUGAAGCGGCCUCCUUAAAGAUUUUGUGCGGUGGCGUCUCAUAAUCAGUGGGUGGAAACUUGUUGAUUUCUACAGACAAAGUGUUAGUUUGUUCCCCUUCCUUCCAGCUCGCUCUCCGUGUUUAUUUAUUUUCCUCAUGUAUUUGAAUAUAAAUUUUAACUCUAAUUGUCGUAUCAACGUUUUGUGAAGAGCUAUUCGAUGGGCGUGGCUGAGUGGAAAGAACAGUGUCAUCACACCUGACCUCACUCUGAAACAUUGUAUUGUUUUUUGGAUUCACUGCACAUAUGUUAUGCAAUAUAUUACAUACCAUGUAGAGUAUGUACAUGUAAUGCAUUUUUAUUUGUAAUGCUAGAUAUCAUCUUGUGCUAAUAGGAAAAUACAGUGGCCAUUUUUUCUACUUUAUAUUCAGAAUAAUGUGACCUCUACACACGAUUGAUCUAUUGUAUUAGUUCUUUUCAUGGUCCGAAUCCAUCGUUAUUCAUUUAUGAGUUUGACACAAAGAGAUCAAUUACUUUUUGGUGGUUGACGGAUUUAGAUUUUUGAUAUUCAAUUUUUCUGGUUUUAGGGACCAGGAAGUUGAUCGGCUUUGUAUUCGAUAAAUUUGCAACAAGUACAUUUGGUUGAUGGCUGCACCUGAUUUACUUUAAUGAAUGAGCUUAACCAUCUUUAACUAGCAGAGUACUUUUAAAAAUCGGGCUUAAUUCACAGCACACAGUGUAAUUCCUUGCGUGUGUGUAUCUUGGGGAAGGAACAUGGACUCUUUAAGAUUCCUUCAGUGACAUAGUACUUCUCUGAUGUGUUAAUCCAUCGAAUUGUACACACUACCAAUUGAACUGUUAAUAGUCAUGUUACUGCCAUGGGUUUAGGUCACAGUAUUUAGUGGAAAAAAAAUACAGCCUAUCUCUUAUAAACUGUCACAUUUUUUGAAUGUGACAUUUUCCCAAAAAACUAGAAGAUUGCUUUUAUUGAUGCUCUAACUCUUAUUCAUUUUGUCAAACAGGUACGGCCAUCGCUCAAGUGUACCCUAGCAUAAAUUGGAUAAUUAAAAACAAGCCAUUAUUAGGUGUUAUAGUGAACCUCCUAAAUUAAUAAAGUAACAAACAGCAUUUAGUUUCUCAUUUUGGAUUCUAGAUUUAAUGUGAAAAGAAUGAAUGAUCCUCAGCUUAUCAUUCUUCCAGUGCCUGAAAAUGGUAGUUGUUAACUGAAUUUUGUUUCUCAUUGUGUCUAUGGCAGUGUUCUAGGCAGAUAAUGACUGAUGAGUUUUCAUUCUAGACGAAAGCGCAAAUGUCAUGAGUUGAGAAAAUUGUCUCUAAAAUGUCAUGAGGUAAAUGUAAUUGAUGCUCUUUGACCAUCAAUUUAAUAUGGAAUACUGUAAUGUUGGUAAAAGAAAAUGAAAUAUGGUGUUGGAGCUUUGCAAUGCAAGAAAUACCUUUUUUUUUUUAAAGGUGAUUCAUUAUGCAAUGAUAACUUGCAGUAUUGGGUGUUAACCACUGAUGGUAAGCCUGUAAACUGAUGCGUUUCACUGCAGGAUGCUGUUCAUUUCUCUCAAUGGAAAUCUCAUAUGUCUCAGUGUGGUUUAUCUGUUUGUUGAGCUAAUGUCAAACACUUAAUAUCUGUUACUUUUAAUUCCACGAGGAAUGAGAAGUGGGGUCGUACCUGAGCAAUGAGUCUGUGUUUUUAUAAUAAUUAUCAACUGUAAUAAAUUGAACAUAAAAUGGU